This is a messenger RNA of [Torrubiella] hemipterigena, 8056 nucleotides long. The record is from the annotation of a GenBank genome assembly. Lineage: Eukaryota; Fungi; Ascomycota; Sordariomycetes; Hypocreales; Clavicipitaceae.
AAAAAAAAAAAAGAGGCACAGGAAAAGGAAAUAACAAAAUGGAAGAGGUUGCACAAAAGCACACACCCCAGCCACCCACGCCCCCAUCCCUGUUAUGCUGUGAAUGGCAUUCGCCCACACCCACACCCCAAAUUUCCUACUUGUAUAUCUCCUUUGCCCAACCUCUUCUCUCAUGCUUCUGACUUGACUCUUCACCAUUUUGGCUUUCUGCCAACGGAACAGCAUAUUCAUCACCACUUUGCCACUCAGCCCUAUCACAGGCACACUCUUUUCUAAAAAGACGUGCCUUGUUGUUUUUGCCCACUUCAGCCUGCACUGCUCCUUGCACUUGUUCUGCGAGGCGUCACCUGAUUUACACGACCAUCCUCACGACGACACUUGAAGUCGCCACGCUGGUUCAAACGUUACCAGCACCACAGCAAAUCUACUAAUAGCCCAAGUUCUAGCUCCUAGGACCUGGUCUAAUCAUUCAACUUGAUAUAGAUCUUCCUCGCCACUCCGUUCGAGGAAAAUCUAUAUAACAAUUCACCACACACCCGGUCAUGUUUAACAGAGCAAGCUUUUUCCCACAUCCAUCAACAUCAGACCAACCACCGCGGUGAAUAACCAACACCCACUGCCAUUUUGGCUCGCUACUGCGCAUGACUACAACCGCUACUGAAUAGCCACUCGCACCAUUUCUCUACUACCUCAAGGUUCCGACGGGGAGCCAACCACCAGUCCGAUUUUGAUUUCCAACUCGGCUUUGAUGUCACAGCGACAUCCCACAACAUUUCACAUAUAUCACCAAUAAAAAAUCACCACAAUCCACCACCACAUCAUAUACAAUCAUGAGCUUCUCACCACGAACUCCUGGAUCUACUCCCGGCCGUGACUGGGAGUACUCUCGCAUGACUUCCGCCACCCCGACUCCUUCUCCCCGUCAAACCUGGCUCGACUCGACCCCUCGACGAUCUUCCACACGCGCAGGGCACACCAGAUCUUCCAGCUACUCCCAGCAGUCCACCUACACACCCCGGCCUGCUAGAGAUUCUCCACGCUACAACAGUUCCGGGGAGUAUGCCACGGUAGAUACGUCUUACUAUCCUUACGACUACGACUAUCCCGCCUAUGCACCCAACUUUGCCCCAGCUCCUGCUUCGGUAGCCACUACCCCCAGCAAGCCUGCUGCCAAGGUUCACCAGUCUCCACGUGUUCACCAGUCUCCUCGUGCGCAGGUACAGCAGGAGUCGCGAACUGAGUCUAGACCACCAAACUCCUCCAAGGCUCGCCCACCCACGGCCAACCAGACUCGAUCUCGCCGUGCUUCUACUUCUGGACCCCAGCGCCCCUCCACGGCCCGUCCCGCAUCUAGCUCCAAACCUGCCAAGGUUGAACCUGUCAAGCCCGCACCUGCACCGACUGCGACUCCUCGCAAGGCCACUGAAGAGGAUGCUAAGCUCCACAAGAUCCCAACGGGUUAUUCACUCAAGAACUGGGACCCUAAUGAGCAGCCAAUCCUUCUUUUGGGAAGUGUCUUUGAUGCCAACAGCCUCGGGAAGUGGAUCUAUGACUGGACCGUUUAUAGUGAAGGCCCUGUCGCCCCCAUUUCCGAAAUGGCUGGCGAGCUAUGGCUUCUGCUUAUCCAACUUUCAGGCAAGGUAAAGCGUGCUGAAGAAAUCCUAGGCGUUGUCCGCUCCAAAGAAAACAAAGAGAUAAUGCUCACUUUUGUCGAGGCUGGUGAGCGUCUGAUGGAGAAGCUCCGCGCCAUUCUUCGAUCUUGCGAGGCCCCCAUGCUCAAGGUUGCCAAGAAGCGUCAGACCGGCCUCGGUAAGACGUCUGGUGUUGAGUUUGUCGACACCCUCUUUGGGCGAGAGCGCGAAGGGCCCCGUACAGACAAGUUCAUGCAGGGCGUCCGCCUCUUCAACUUCCGCUUUGAUGCCAACUGUGAGGACAUCCUUCAGAACCCAACCAUCUAGAAGGACAAUGCCCCUCGUAGUCUGAUCGGAUCUUUCUCCGUGCCCAUUUUGGACAACCAUCCCGAGGAUCUGGACCAAUUUCUAUUAUUUAUUAUCUUUUCCUAUGUUAUUUCCUAUGUCAUCUCUUACCGGUUCCAGCCCAAGGACCCGAGAGCCCAACCCCGCGGAACGGCCCAUUCGGACUGUACAUUACCUAGUGUUUUGAUUCUUCGUUUUCCGACUUGCCGAUUCCCCUGACCCACGGAUGUUCCAUGGAUACCCUUUUUUGCCUUUGGAUUUGGAGUUUAUGCUUUCUCAUUUCCUUAUUUGUUACGCAGUGUGAUUUGAAAUUUGGAAUGUCUCCCACAGCAAAAAUUAGACGGGCGACGGGUCAACAAAAGUUAUGUUUGACAUUUUGUUUUCAGGAUUUUAAUGGGCAAGAGAAAAAAAAAGGGGAUGGACGGUUAUAAUUAUUACUAUCAACAAGGGCGACCUGUAUUAUCAGAGGCUUGUGCGAGGCGCGAGCUGUUUACGCAAUGCAAGCAACACCAAAAAGGGGACUAGGAGAGCAGAUGAAUGCUUUUUUGAUUUGCUUCUGUUUACCGAUACCGCGCAUGAUACCCAGAUGGAAAGUCUUUUGCUGGCUGAUGCCGACAAUGAGGCUCCUCCAUCUUGAAUGUUGCUUUUUGGUUUAUUUUUGUAUAGACUUUUUUUGUUUCUGCUUUUCGAUUUGGACACCCAUUAAUGCAAUCUUUCUAUAUACCUCUUUGUUCUCUCUCUCCUGCUAUUAAUUUGUAUCAAAGUGCCGCGCAUACAUGAAAUGCACACGCCUCUGGAAUGUCAUUCGAUCUCCCCCAAAACAAAGUCGCAUCCAAGCUGUCGGGGGGCUCCAGGACCCUGAUGAUCCCUCGUCUCUAAACAAUCGGCCAGGCUGUAACCUGUCUAGUUUACCUUUUUUCUCUUCCGCCAGCCGUUGCGAAAUGAGAAACGCGUCCUGGUCGCGUCACAGACAGCCCUACACACCGUUUAAAGCCCAUGUCAUGUCGCCCUUGUGAUGUCAAGUCGCGCCGAGACAGGAUCUGCCCGGCCGAGCCCCCUCUCCUCCCUUCUCUCUCGUUUUUGGGAACACAAAGUGAGUGAGAAAAGAGGCUUGAUUGAGCCAUUGUCUUACUUUCUUUUGCGGCUGGGUAGAGGGAGUUUGCUUUUUUCCCCUUUAGCGCUCGUCGCAAAAGGUGGAAGAAAGGCAAGCCGGAAUGAUAGAGGGGGCGUGUAAAUGGCUUCUAGUUUUAACUUCUCAAUAGCGUCAUGGAAAAGAAGGCAGCCUCCAGGAACACGGCGCCGUUCGCUCACUGUUCGGGGCGCAUGUGUGGUCAGACCGGGGAAGCAUCUGGGCUUUUCAGGAGUGGCUUGCAUGUUUUGGUUUGGCUACCCAGGCCAUAAGCUAAGUGGAAUAAGGAGGCUGUACGGUGGUUAUGCAGGUGAUUGCUGCAGCCACUUUAGCAGAUUUUUUCUGAAUGGUCGGGGCUUACAUGGACCGAACCGAUGGCUUGGGGCACGAGGUAGGCGAGAGGGGUUUAUUGUUUCAUGCUACGGCAGGCUAUGCGAGGGAUUAUUGGCAACAGAGAAUGUAACGUUCAAGGUAUACGCAUUUUGUUUUUUGAAAGUGUCAAUCUUUUAUUACGCAGUUACAUGCGUGCUAUAAUGCAUUGUAUGUAAAAUGAAUAGGAAACGAGGUAGAUAGACCAAAAAAUGAAAUAAACAAAUGUAAAUGAGAUGCACAAUCUAUUGUAAAAAUGACGGCUUUUAUAUCGUAAACUUUUAGCGUCUGUUAAAGUUGAGGAAUCGACUCUGGAAAUAAAUGUUAGUAGGCUGGAUUCGGGCCAAGGGAAGCCGUCACUUACACCAAGGAAAAUAAUAGCCAAGUUGCUUAGAAUGUACACGGCAUAGAUACCCAUGUCGCGCCACCUAUUGUUAAACGUCAUGCCCAGGCGGUUAUAAAACUCGUCGCCAAUCUUAUAAGCACAGUAGGAGCAGUCCUGCGUACUGUUAUCAGCUAGGUAGCCAGGGCCGCCGCUGGCGAAAAAGUCCAUCAUGUAGUCGCCGCAAGUAGUGCCGUUGGGGCUUGUGAAGCGAUUAAACUCGCUCGGUGUACAUUUGACAGGAAGCUCAUGUAGAGCCGUCGUCACCAUGCCAGCAAUGAGGCGGGUGAAGGGGUUCAGUUGGUAGAGCCAUGAACUGAAGAACUUGGGCAUCUGCGGGGGAGGAAUUGUUACACCACAAAAUAGCGCAAAGACAAUGAUGAUGAAUGGGUCGAACUGUGACGAAAUGCGAGUCGAUGGGGUGAGAGCCGCAAGACCCUGACCAAGAGUUAUAGAGAAGAUCUCAGUGAUGAGCACAAUGAGGAAUUGAUAACCAGCCCGAGACGGUUCGUGCUGCAGACCAGGGAUAAAGUACAGCGGCAGGAAGAAAAACACGGCGCAAAGAAUCGAGUACGGCAUCUCAGCGAGCACAAUAGCGCUUGCAAAGGUCAAUGGUGAGUACAUCUUGGCAGAAGCCUCGCGGAAGAAGAGAGCGCGCUUGAUGUGGAACAUGAUUUCGACUUGGCUGAUAAUCAGGGGCGGCAAAACUGUAACUUGGAACAUGAUGAAGACCUUGUACUGUAGUGAGGAGCGCGAGUCGUCAAGAUUCAAGUACGUGAGACCAUUGAUAAGUGCAACAACAACGUGGUUGAAGAGGCGAGUAAAGAGGUAGUUGGGGGAGCGCCAGUACGAGCGGAACAUGCGGCGACAUACGACCUUUAGCUGAUGGGUCAUGGGCGACGCAUACUCCUUUUCAUCUCGUGUCGCAGUUGAGGAAGAGACAGCAUGUCUAGACUCUCGUAAUUGACGAAUAGACACCUUUGCGGCGGCACACUCGGGGCUUUCAUCCCACAAGUCGGCCCAGUCCCGGUCGCCAAUGCGAGGCGUGCUACCGGCUCCAAUAGCCUCGAGCAUAAACUCGGCAACGUUGUCGGUAGGAAGGGCCUCGGCGCCAUGGCGUUUAAAGUAGUCACGGAGAAUGCUGGCAUCCUCACCAACGUCGCCAAAAUAGACUGUACGACCACCGUGCUGCAGCAGAAGUAGUCGAUCAAAAUGAUCAAACAAGGCGGCAUUGGGCUGAUGAAUGGUGCAAAGAAUAGCCAUCAACGUGAUUGAGAAGACGUCUUGUACCUCCAGGAACCGGGACAUCGUAAUUGAGGUUUUCCCAAGUAAGGAUACUUUCUGAUUCCAUCCUGAUGUCUGAGCCAGCUUCGUUUGAACGGUCCUUGCGUCGCGCUUCUUUGCGUUCCUUGAGUUUCUCAUUCAGUUCCGUUAAUUCCUUGGUAGGCUUGGCGUACACCUUGAACGAGUUACCACCCAUGCCGUACUUGAUGACUUCUCCCAAAGCGACGUUUAGGGCGAGGAAGAAGAAAAUGAGAACGAUGACAAUGCCCCAAUUGCGCCAAAGAUCACCCUUUGAGUAAGAAUAACCUUGGUACAGGUAGGCAUCGCCCGAAACAAAUGUAGUACCUGGCGUGGAACCGGCCAGAGUGCACACUUGGUGUUGGAUGUCGUUGUACGUCGGUCCUGAGGGAAUCAGAGAAUCGGCUGUGCAAGUCAUGUCGAUACGACUGAAUUCAUUUUGCAUGAGAGCACUGAAGAUGAGACCCAAAACGUUGACCCAGAAGAUCCAGCGCAGCCAGACGUGCUCUGAUUGAUACUGUAUCAGGUAUCCGGAGGUUGUAAUGAGGAAACUGAUGAGCAGCACAGCAAACUUGAUGGCCGUGUUAAAGUCAGGGCUGACACAUCCAAUGAUGCGGAAGAAAAGGGUCAUGGCUAUAUUACCCGACAGAAUCAUGAGAUAGAAGGUGAAAAAUGCACCUGCAUCACGGACAAGACCCGUCAUGAAGUAGACAAUGAUGGAAAAUACCAAGAUUCGAGACGCGGCAAAUGCUUGAUCGACAAAUACCUGACCAAUCCAUAGGGCAGAAGGCCGAUGGAAUGCGUAAGCCCUGUGCUUGUUGACAAUAGCACGGCCGGUCAUAGUGCUACCAAGUUCGGCAAAUGCUUCAAAGGCGUUGAAUAGGAGCGAGACGAAGAGCAAACCACCCUUGCUGAAGGCACUUGCAGAAUUCUUGCCCAGGUUCAGGUAUAAAGUGCCGAGGACAAUUGCGAUGAUAAUGCUUCGGAUCCAGGAAAGGGUCAAGUUGAAGCGAUCCUGGAGUUUUAAGAUGAACUGGCGUUUCAUUAGGGCCCAUACCUGCAAGUGGAAGCCGACCUGAUAAACGGAGCGUCUAGAUGUUCCACGUUUGCCUUCCUUGAAAGCCGUAACAAAGUCGUCAUGGGCCUCUUUCUGCUUCUCGAGGCCAUUCUUGUAAUCGGCCAUUUCUUUAUCCAACUGUGUUUGAAACGUGGAGCUUCGGAAGGCUGCGGCAAGCGACUCGGGACUGCUUGGAGAAUUCUGCUCAGAAUGACCAUCAGCAUACUGUCUUUCGAAUUCAUCGGUACAGCCAGUAACAUAAUCGGGUGUCGUUUGGCGAGGCCGGGGAGCAAAUCCAAGACUUUCAAAGUAUGCGCGAGCCUCAGUUGUUUUGCCAAAGAAGACUUGACGACCCUGGUCGAUAACCAGCACCUUAUCAAACAGUUUGUAGAUAUUUUCCGAGGCUUGAUAAAGAGAGACGAAAGUAGUGGUUUUGUACAGAUUGGUCUGGAUGCGCAGUGACUUUGCAAAGUCUAGUGCAGUACUCGCGUCGAGUCCACGAGUGCUGUUAUCCCACGACAGGAUGCAAGCGUUGGUAAUCAUCAUUUCGGCAAUGGAGACUCGCUUUCGUUCGCCGCCUGAGAUGCCUCGCACAAAGUGAUCGCCAACAACCGUGUUUCGAGUGUGCACAAUGUUGAACAUUUUUAACAAUGUGUUGAUGACGUGCUCCUUGAACGCGGUCUUGGUCAUAUUGCCAGGGCGCUUGGCAGCCAUCUUUGUAUCCAGUGCGAAACCUAGAGUCUGCUCUACCGUGAGAGUAGGGUGAUGGAUGUCGUCUUCGCCGUUGUAAACAGCCUCCGAACGGUAUCUGUUGAAUUCUUUGGCGGUCCAGGGACCGUAUCGAACGUCGCCGGUGACGCUAGUGUAUCCAUAUCUCUGGUUGGCGAUUGUUUUGAGAAAGGUUGUGCAUCCCGAACCUGGCUUGCCAAGGACAAGAAUCAUCUCUCCAGGCUGACAGACGCCUUGGAAUUCAUCGAGGAGGGUAGCCUCUGCAGGCUUUAGACCAAGGCCCAACCACUUGAUGACAGGAGUGACAACGUCAAAGAAGUUGAUGAAGGCGUUGGGGAAGGUCUCGACAUAAUUGGCAGUACCUCCAACGCCCUUGACAGUCAAUUUAUCCCAGUAGGCGCCAAUGUGUUUGGAGUGAAUGCCAGCUUGGACUUCAGCGUCGAGGUCUCCGCGCAGGGCAGCCUCGAGAUCAAAGGCAGCCUCUGAACGCACGUUGGAGGCUACGGGGACGAUCUUUUCCAGAUCGCCAUGCUGUUUGCUGUUGCGUCGACUAACAUUCGAGAGUUCCCGUUGCAAGUGGGCAAACUCUGCUUCCGCUCUGGAGACAGACACACCGUGCUUGCCAUCUUGGUCCUGGUUGUCGGAGGAAGCUAUCGAUUCGCGGGCUGUAGAUGCACCGCCCGGCGUGUCUGCCGAACCACUCGGUACGUUGUCGACCAUAUUGGGCUAUCGCUUAAAAAAUGUCUUGGGUGGGAUUGUCUCGCUUAGAAGCCGUGUGCACCAGGGCGCGGCGCAGACAGUUUUGGGAAUGUCGUAUGCCCGGGGUGCUUCUCGAUAUUUAGGCGAUAUUCCGGGGAUAUCAAUAAGAGACGAUGCACAAAACCAGGAAGGACGGGAUGAUUUAAACAACCAUUGCUUCUGCUGUCUGCCCUUGGUGACGUCUCGUCCCAGUGCGUAGUGGUGUUGGUGACUGAGGAGAAAGUGAAAGUCGGCCAGGCUAUAAACGGCAGGAGCGAGAAAAACGGGCGACAGGUAUGUUAUGCAGAAACCGUAACCGCGUUAAACCCUGUAAAACGCUCUGGAAAAUUAAAAAAAAUCGAACCACAAGGGGG